Nannizzia gypsea CBS 118893 is the source of this 1524-nucleotide messenger RNA. RefSeq lists its product as hypothetical. Gene Ontology annotation, molecular function: hydrolase activity, hydrolyzing O-glycosyl compounds. The coding region runs from base 1 to 1524 and encodes 507 amino acids. Lineage: Eukaryota; Fungi; Ascomycota; Eurotiomycetes; Onygenales; Arthrodermataceae. The transcript is spliced from 2 exons. The record is from RefSeq and is a predicted model, not a curated record. Gene Ontology annotation, biological process: carbohydrate metabolic process.
AUGAGAAGCUUCCGUUUUGUCUCCCUGGCCGGGCUAUCCUGCUCUCUGCUGCUCCUAGGUCUUGCUACAGCAUCAGCACCAACUAGUAACACGGACAGGUUUGAGCAAAGAGACCUCAAUAACAAGAACCCAUCUGAUCCCUACCCUGGAUAUUUCAAACAUCACCGCUUCUACGAUUUCCGAAACCGUAGUAUAGAGCUCUCUGCAGAUGGAGGGGAGCAGCCCCGGCGGCAGCAACUUCAGAGACGCAACAUAACCCCUCGAAGGCUCCCCGGAACCGGGCGUGGAGGCAUACCCGGGUAUAUACCUGACAACCUGGCAUAUGACUUUGAUUCCAAGGGCCGCAAUAACGAGGCAGGGGGAGCCCCUGACCCCAACGCCGAUAGCAACGAGUUCCAUCGCACCUUAGCUGGCAGCCGCUUCAUUGAGGACUGGGACAUCCAGAACUGGAACAGAGAGGGAUCAGCCCUCUUCCCGAUCCCUAUUAAAAACUCACAUCAUAAUGUCUUCAUAGUGCGCAAUAGCACCGAAAACGGGGAUGAGACAACGCACAUGAUUCUUCGCACUGAACGGAUGGAAGAGUAUACCUCCACGGCUGAAGUUCAGACUCACGAUACUGAUAUCCUACAUGCUUCCCUACGCGUGCGGCUACGCCUAUAUGCCAACUCGGGCUGGGUCCAUUUCCCCAGGGAAAAAGGUGGAAACAUAAACACCGAAAACAAUAAGACUUAUCAUUCUCUACCAACUAGCUACCGGACACGAAACCCUCCGGCAGGUGCAUGUGCAGGAGUUUUCACAUACUACGGCAGAAACGACGAAUCAGACAUUGAAAUCCUCACAGGUGAUCCACCAAACCUCGUCCGAUAUGCUAACCAACCAGAUUGGGACCCUAAGACUGACGAAUCAAUACCCGGUGCAAGUGAUGAGAUUGAAGUUUCCGUUCCCUGGACUCACUGGGGAGACCAUCGACUUGACUGGUUCCAGGAUAUUAGCCGUUGGUAUUUCAACGGUAAUCACCUUGUUUCGAAAACGUAUGGGGUCCCAAAGAACCCGAGCAUGCUGAUCCUCAACCUAUGGAGUGAUGGUGGUCAAUGGACGGGUAACAUGACCGUCGGUUCAUCGGUGUAUAUGGGUGUCGAAUGGGUGGAGAUGGUAUAUAACAAAACUGCCGAUUUUGGAGGAGCCCAUAAGAAACAUGCCCGAGUUGAUUUUGGGUUAGAAACCGAAGACGACAAGCAGGACGAGGACGAGGAUAACGAGGGCGCGAAAGCCGCCGCGGACGAGCUCCCUCCCCUCCAAUCCAUCAGGCGCGCCCCUCGACCCAAGAAGAAGCAGCAGAUCGGCAAAGGGAAAACUGGUGACAAACCAGAAAAUAAGGCCAAAGGUAGCCGCAAAGGCAAGCACAAGGGUAAAAAGCCAAAGACAAAACCAAAGCCCAAUGGUGAAGAUAGCCAGGAGGAAGGGUGCAGAGUAGUUUGCCGUAUUGAUGGGGUUAAGACCCAAGGUAUCCCUGAGAUUGCCUGA